Daphnia carinata is the source of this 2023-nucleotide messenger RNA. RefSeq names its product all-trans-retinol 13,14-reductase-like. The transcript has 11 exons. The record is from RefSeq and is a predicted model, not a curated record. Lineage: Eukaryota; Metazoa; Arthropoda; Branchiopoda; Diplostraca; Daphniidae.
AAGUCCUAUUUGUACACACCUGCAAAAACUGUAGCAUUGGCUUGAAAAAGCAUGUUAUUUGAAACGAAGAAGUUUUUAGACGAACGAAUUCAAAUAGGAAUCAUACCAGCGGUUUUCAUUGGAUAUUGCAUCAAAAAAUUCCUUUUCAGAACAAAUACAGCACGCAAAUGGAAGUCUCCGUUCGCAGAAGAUUCAAGAACUCCCUUAACUCCAUUGAUUACUGACCAUGCCAAACGCGAUGAAACCAUGAAAAAAGCAUUCACCAAGAAACUUGCUAACGAAAAGAAAUGGGAUGCCAUUGUAGUAGGUUCAGGAAUCGGAGGAUUAUGCACCGCAGCGCUCCUCAGCAAAGCUGGCAUGAAAGUUCUUGUUCUUGAAAAGCAUUACAAGUGCGGAGGUGCUUGCCAUACUUUUAAGGACAAUGGUUACGAAUUCGAUGUCGGAAUACACUACGUCGGCAAUUUUGUUCGCCCUACACUCGUUAGAACUUUGCUGGAACAAAUCAGUGAUGGACAGAUCAAGUUUGCUAAAUUUGACAACAACGUAGAGCGUGUAAUAAUGGACGCCAUGUCCCCAUUGCAGCGAGAACACACUAUUUCUUCAGGUCCCGAUGCCUUCGAAAAUCAACUGAUUAAGCAAUUUCCUGAUGAAGCUCAAGGAAUAAAAGAGUUCUUUCGUUUACUUAAACGGGCAUAUAACCCUCGAGGAACUAUGACUUGGUUUGCAGUCAAAUUAUUACCACUCUGGUUCAAUAAUGUUCUCCAGUUCUUUGGGCUGCCAUGUCUCUUGAGCGAUUUCUAUGCCUUGGGUGAACGCUCAGUUAAAGAAACCGCCGAGACUUUGACAAAGAAUAAAGACUUGCAGUUUUUAUUAUCCUACUCCACUGGCGGAUUUCUCGUCCCACCUAGCCGCGUUGGCCUACCCAUGAUGGCUCUGCUUCACGUCCACUGCUGCGAAUAUGGGUCUUGUUACCCAAUCGGUGGAGCUUCGGAGAUGCCAUAUCGUAUUGUUCCGGUCAUUGAGCGAUCAGGUGGUCGAGUUCUAAUGAAGGCUAACGUUUCUCAGAUCCUGACGGAAGGAGGCAAAGUAAUAGGUGUACGAGUUGGCAACAAAGAAACAUCGAUGAUUGAUAUUCACGCUCCCAUUGUCAUUUCGGAUGCAGGUAUGCACAACACUUUGCUGGAUCUCCUUCCGGAAAAGGUCGGCGAAAAGUCGCCUGCCUGGCCACUAAUAAAGACCAUCAGACCAUCGUAUGGGAACAUAAGCAUCUUUAUCGGGCUCCGAGGCACAGCUGAAGAAUUAGGUCUCACUGCGCAAAAUAUUUGGGUCCACGCGGGCUCGGACAUGGAAGAAACAAUGAACAGAGUAAUGAUGACAACUCUUCAGGAAACACUGGAAAAACCUUAUCCAGCUCUUUUCCUUUCGUCCUCGGCGGCCAAAGAUCCGUCGUGGAAAAAUCGCUAUCCAGAUCGUAGCACGUUAUCGGUCUUAGCGUUUGCCCCAUAUUCUUGAUUUUCUCAGUGGUCCGGGCUACUGACAAAAAAGCGAGGCGAUGAUUACAGUAUUACGAAAAAUGCACUCGGACAACAUAUCAUCGAUCAAGUGACUACUCUCUUUCCAAAGUUAAAGAAUGCCAUAGAUUACGUUAGCGUCGGUACCCCGGUUACCAUUGAGCACUUCUUAGUCACUAAACAAGGGGGCACGUACAACAUGGAACACGACAUUACUCGUUUUGGGGCGGAACAAGCUGCGCUAUUGCGACCCGAAUCCGGCAUUGAAGGAUUGUACUUCACUGGCCAGGAUGUGACGUCGUGUGGAUUAGCAUCUUGUUUGUACAGCGGCUUCCUCUGUGCCAGCGUAGUUUUGAAGAAAAGAUACCUUCUUUCAUGGGAACUCUUUAAUUUACAUAGGAAACUAUAUGGCAUACCUAAAGACAGAAACGAUUUGUGUUUUUAAUUGCACAGCCUUUGCAAUUUUCAUGUAUUGAAUAUUGCUGUUGAGCUAAUAAAAUACUUUCAAGCUA